AUGAGCAAUCUCAAACGAAAAGAUGCGCCCGCGGGCACGUCGGCCGCGAAGGCAUCCAAGCGAACCAAGUCCGACAAUACCCCUACUAAGAACGAGACGAAAUCCACGAAAUCCCCCAACGCCUCGAAUCCAAAGCCAGCCAAUGCGCCCACCAUCGCGCGUUUGAAGGAAGAAGAGCCCUUGUUCCCCAGAGGCGGCGGCAGUAUUUUGUCUCCGCUUGAACACAAGCAAAUUUCCAUUCAAGCGAAGCAGGAUGUCUUGUUUGAGCACGAGGCGGGGCAAGGUGCGAAGAAGGCAGACCGAAUCUCCAACAAGAAAUCCAAGAGGUCGAAAGACAGAAAGGGUACAGAUACUGGCUUCAGUGAUGACAAUGUGAAGAUUGAGGGCCUCAACUAUCAGCGGCUGGUCAAAGGCUCUCUAGUCCUCGGCCAAGUCACCGAGAUCAACACCCUGGGAAUAAUCCUCGCUCUACCGAAUAACCUCACUGGGCAUGUACCAAUCACUGCUAUAUCGGAUGUCCUGAGUGCAAAAUUAGCAGCUGAAGCUGAAGCCCUUGACGAUGAUGUCGAGGUCGGCGGCGGUGACGAGGACGACGGUGUUGAUCUAAAAGAUCUCUUUCGAAUCGGUCAAUAUCUGCGCGUCUGUGUCACUUCAACUGAAGAAGAAUCGACAGCCACUCUUGCGAAACCCCGAAAACGCAUCGAGCUAUCCCUGCGCCCAGAUCACACCAACGCCGGAUUGGCCAUUCAAGAUAUUGUCGAGAACACCACUGUCAUGGCAACGGUUAUUAGUGUCGAGGAUCAUGGCUUCGUUAUGGAAUUAGGUCUCGCUGAGUCGGCAGUCCGUGGCUUUUUGUCUCGCAAAGAGGUGGCUGCCGAACUUCCCGAAUCUCAAUUGCAACCUGGCUCCGUGGUCCUGUGUCUUGUUACAGGAAAGGGUGCAAAUGGCAAAAUUGUACAACUGACCACCCUUCAAAACAAGCUCGGCAAGGUGCAAAACUUUGCAUCAGAGGCCACCACAAUCAACACUUUCUUGCCAGGGAGCGCUGUCGAGUUCAUGGUGUCCGAGAUCACCAAUCGCGGAAUAUCGGGCAAAGUCAUGGGGUCGCUAGAUGUCACGGCUGAUCUGAUGCAUUCUGGUCUCGGUCCCAAGGCUGUAGACCUCGAGUCCAAAUACAAGAUUGGCAAGAAGGUCAAAGGUCGUGUGAUAUGCAACUUCCCAACAGCCAAGGAGCCGAAGCUGGGCGUAUCCCUACUGGACCACGUGGUAUCGCUACAACCCAAGCUGGCAGCCUCCAAAAAGUCACCCUUGGAGACUCUACCUAUAUCUUCGGUGGUCGAAGAAUGCAAAGUGACUAAGGUGGAAUCCGAAGUUGGGGUCUUCGUUGAUGCGGGCGUCGAUGGUGUGCCCGGAUUCGUGCAUAUCUCCCGACUGAAGGACGGCAAGGUCGAUAUGCUUUCCGAGACGACCGGUCCUUUCAAAGUAGGGUCCGUUCACCGCGGCAGGGUUGUGGGCUAUAAUGCGAUUGAUGGGACCUUUCACUUAUCUUUCGAGAAGACCGUGUUGGAACAGCCUUUCAUACGGAUUGAGGACAUCCCCAUUGGUGAAGUGGUCCACGGCGAGAUCGAAAAGCUCCUGAUCAACCAAGACGGACUCAGCGGUCUGCUGAUUAAACUCGCCGAGGGCAUUCAUGGAUUUGUCCCCGAAAUCCACCUGGCGGACAUCCGACUACAACAUCCGGAGAAGAAGUUUCGGGAGGGUCUCAAAGUCAAAGCCAGAGUACUCGCAACCGAUCUGGUCAAGCGCCAAGUCAAGCUCACGCUGAAGAAAACUCUUGUGAAUUCCGAAGCACCUGCUCUUCGGUCAUUUGAAGACCUUGUCGUCGGCAUGCAGAGUCCGGGUACAAUCAUCAAAUUACUCGAUAAAGGUGCAAUCGUGCAGUUCUAUGGGUCUCUGCGAGCUUUCUUGCCCGUCUCCGAGAUGAGCGAGGCUUAUAUACGGGAUCCAAAGGACCAUUUCCGUGUUGGUCAGGUCGUCAGCGUCCAUGUACUGAAUUUUGAUGCUGAGACGCAAAAGCUUUUCGUCUCUUGCAAGGAUCCAUCGGCCUUCGGAAUUGAAAAGCAAAAUGCGCUCAAGCAACUCCAACUGGGAGAUCUCGUAUCUGCCAAGGUCGUGCAGAAGAACGAAGAUGACAUUUUCGUUGAGCUCCUCGACAAUUCCCUGAAGGCGGUGUUAACUGUUGGACAUCUUGCCGAUCGACCAAGCAAGAGUCGGUCGGCGUUGAAAGGAAUACGUGUCGGGCAGACUCUCAGCGACCUCAUAAUACUGGAAAAGAAUGAGGGCCGUCAAUUCAUCUCGCUGUCGAAGAAACCUAGCCUGGUCAAAGCUAGCCAAGAUGGUAAGCUUCUCACCUCCUGGGAUCAGGCCAAGGUUGGGGAGCUCCGAGAAGGUUGGGUUCGGAAUGUCACCGCUACCGCGAUGUUCGUGCAAUUCCCUGGCCAACUGAUCGCUUUACUACCGAAGUCCAAGCUGGCUCAAGAAGAUCGAGACAAACCGGACUUCGGCUUGAAGAAGUAUCAAUCAGUGGCUGUCAAGAUCGACUCAAUCGACAGAGAACAUGGCCGGCUAGUCGUUUCCGCGACCUCGUUCGAAAAUAAGGCCACGGAUGAGGGUCGUGCUUCCACCGCGUCAAGUCUGGUGGAGAAUGCAGUUGAUGAGACAGUAUCGUCGAUGGACGAUGUAUUCAUUGGCAAAGUCACCAAAGCCAGAAUAGUGUCAGUCAAGAGCACGCAGUUGAACGUCAAGUUAGCCGACAACCUACAAGGUCGCAUCGAUGUUUCUCAAGUAUUUGAUACAUGGGACAAGAUCCCAAAUCCGAAGGCACCCUUGGACUCCUUCCGGGUCAACAGGAUCAUACAGGUCCGAGUCCUGGGUGUCCACGACGCGAGAAACCACCGUUUCUUGCCAAUCUCUCACCGCUCGACACAUCCCGUUAUCGAAUUGUCUGCAAAACCGAGCGAUACAAAGGAAGAUGCCACUCCAGCUUUGUCUCUAGAAAAGCUGGAAGUUGGCUCUACGCAUUUAGGCUUCGUCAACAACGUCCAGCAGAAUUAUCUCUGGGUCAGCCUGUCACCUAACGUACGCGGCAAGAUCAAUACUCUAGAGAUUUCCGACGAUGUAUCACGGCUUGACAGUCUGCGUACAAACUUCCCCGUCGGCUUGGCGCUGCGAGUUCGAGUACUGGCUGUCAAUGCAGCAGAGGGUCGUCUUGACUUGUCAGCACGCUCCCUCGGCUCCUCGACGAACCUCACUUGGGACACUGUAAAGCAAGACAUGGUCCUCCCCGCUAGGGUUACGAAGAUCAACGAACGACAAAUUAUUGUGCAGCUCAGUGAUUCGGUCUCCGGCCCAGUCCACAUUAUCGAUCUCAGCGAUGACUACAGUGAAGCCAAUACCAUGUCUUACGGCAAGAAUGGUGUCAUUCGAGUUUCAGUUGUUGAUGCUGAUAAAAUCAACAAGAGGCUGCGACUAUCGUCUCGCCCGUCAAGGGUGUUGAACUCUUCGUUGCCCGUGAAGGACCCCGAAAUCACCAAGACAUCCCAACUCCAUGUUGGCGAUGUGAUCCGCGGUUUUGUCAAGAACGUCUCCGAUAAGGGCGUCUUCGUAGGCCUUGGUGAAGACGUCACGGCUAUGGUCAGAGUCUCAGACCUUUCGGACAAAUUCCUCAAGGAGUGGAAGGAUGAGUUUCAAGUCGACCAGCUCGUGAAAGGUCGAAUAACUUCUCUUGAUCCCACCACGGGUCAUAUCAUGAUGAGCCUCAAGGCAUCCGUCGUAGACAAGGAUUUUGUACCUCUUGUCAACUAUCAUGACCUUCGCGAGGGUCAAAUUGUUAAGGGCAAGGUCCGAAAGGUUGAAGAGUUCGGUGCCUUCAUCCUAAUUGAGGGCUCUGCCAACGUGAGUGGAUUGUGCCACCGGAGUGAAAUGGCCGAAAAGCCUGUCGAGGAUGCACGCAAGCUUUUCAGUGAGGGUGAUAUGGUCAAAGCAAUCAUUUUGAAGCUCGACCAGCAGAAAAAGCGUAUCAACUUUGGUUUGAAGCCAUCCUACUUUGAGGACGAUGAGAGUCACGACAGCGACGAUGACGAGCACGGCGCUGGUGCUGCGCUUGUCGAUGAUGAAGAUGACGAGGGCGAGGAGAUGGACGAUGCCGAACUUCUGAUCAGAGGCACGGAUAAUGUUUCGGACGAGUCAUCUGACAACGAAAAUGCAGAGAUGGCUGAUGGGGGAGCCGACGAUGCCGAUGCUCUCAACGCCGGUGAGUUCGACUGGUCUGCGAAUGCGCUUGACGAGGUCGACACCACCCGUGGUGGCGUGAUCAAAGACGCAGACGCUGCACCAGAGAAAAAAAAGAAGCGACGGAGACCACAGGAUGAGGUAGACCGCAGUGAUGAUCUGAAUACCUUUGGUCCCCAAACAGCUGUUGAUUACGAACAACUUCUCAAUCGGCAACCUAACUCGUCUUCGCUGUGGAUCGAGUACAUGGCUCACCAGAUGCAAGUCAGUGAGCUUGCAAAAGCCCGCGAAGUAGCCGAACGUGCUAUCACCACGAUCAGCAGCUCUGAGGAGACCGAAAAGCUGAAUGCCUGGGUGGCCUACCUCAACCUCGAAGUUCGCUUUGGUAACGAGGACACGGUUGAGGAGGUGUUCAAACGUGCUUGCCAAGUAAACGACCAGCAAGAAGUCUAUCAGCGCCUGGCUAGUAUAUACAUCCAGGAUGACAAAGCAAAGAAAGCGGACGAGCUUUUCCAGGCUCUGGUCAAGAAGUUUGGUGCAACUUCACCUGACGUCUGGUUCAACUAUGCUCACUGGUUGCAUGCUGUUCAGAACGAGCCAGAACGGGCACGAGCUUUGCUGCCGCGGGCGACUCAAGCAUUACCGAACCAUGCGCGCUUCCCGCUCAUGACAAAGUUCGCCGCUUUGGAGUUUAACUCUCCUCACAGGAAUCCCGAGCUGGGGCGUACAAUGUUUGAGGGCCUUCUCUCUACGUUCCCAAAGAGAUUCGACCUGUGGAACCAGCUCCUAGACCACGAAGAUGUGCCUGGAGCAGACAAGGCAGCCGUGAGGGACGUGUUCGACCGGGCCGCCAAGGUGAAGGGCCUCAAGGCCAGGGCGGCGAAGAAGUGGUUCAAGCGCUGGGCGGAAUGGGAGGAGAAGAAUGGGGAUGCGAAGAGCAGGGAAAAGGUCAGUGCGAAAGCUGCCGAGUGGGUGAGGAUGAAGGCAGAAGCCAAGGCCUCCAAGGGUGAGGAGGAAGAUGACGAGUAA
Molecule: messenger RNA, 5319 nt
Organism: Anthostomella pinea
Lineage: Eukaryota; Fungi; Ascomycota; Sordariomycetes; Xylariales; Xylariaceae
Source: the annotation of a GenBank genome assembly